GUCAUGUUCCAGUCAGGAGCUUAGGUCUUGAAGGGGAGGUCACCACGGGUUUGGGGGGUCACAGUACCAUCAGAGCUUCCCAACAGCACACGUUCUUGCCAUAUCCAUGGAGAUGACGCCAGGUGGAAAAGCUUGCAUAAGGGCUCAGAGCCCUAUGGACCCAACAAGGACCAUUGUACCAACCAACGCCAGCAAAAACAAAGUGGUGGACAAGCAGUUGGAUCUUCUGCUCUUCUCUUGGUGGAGGAGGCAACAACAUCUGCAACAGCCGGAGAGGGAGCCCCAGGAACAGCAGCAGUCCACGGCCUCCCCUCACCCAGACCAGCGGCCAAAAACAGCAGCCACCCCUCAGGCCAAGGAGGCCCAGGCCUCGGUGAACAACGUGCGCUGCAACUCCCUCAUCCCAUUCUACACGGCCACCAAGCCCACCUGUGGCUACCGCUUCUCAAGGGAGACUGACCACAAGCGCAAAGUCAUCGGCAUUCCUGCCAGCAAUCCUGUCAUGUGGCGAAACAAUGUUCCUUGCCAUUUGCAUCCUAAAACUGCUCCGAAGAAAUAAAAAUGCCAAUUGGACAUGUA
Molecule: messenger RNA, 579 nt
Organism: Engraulis encrasicolus (European anchovy)
Lineage: Eukaryota; Metazoa; Chordata; Actinopteri; Clupeiformes; Engraulidae
Exons: 2
Coding region: 107-559 (150 amino acids)
Source: RefSeq, a predicted model, not a curated record